Molecule: messenger RNA, 450 nt
Organism: Haliotis rubra (blacklip abalone)
Lineage: Eukaryota; Metazoa; Mollusca; Gastropoda; Lepetellida; Haliotidae
Exons: 3
Coding region: 1-450 (149 amino acids)
Source: RefSeq, a predicted model, not a curated record
AUGCUGGCCAGCGGCUACACGGGUCCAGCAGAAAUUGCCGGGACAAUUGCAAAGUUGUUUCCAAGCAACAGAAAUGAGGUCUAUAUUCUGGAUGUGUCUGCUGGAACAGGACUUUGUGCAGACAAGGUCUACUCUCAAGGUUUUCUCAAAAUUGACGCCUUGGAACCGUCGAAUGAAAUGCUGGAUGAAGCAAGAAAGAAGGGCAUAUAUAGUCGCUACUUCGUUGACGGUUUAGGAGAAAAUACCCUGGACAUCGCAAAUGGUGGUUACAUUAUCAAUGCUACUCUACACAGUCUCUUCCCAGCCGAUGGGGAUGCAACAGCAGCGCUUUUUCGAGAAAAUAUCAAGACACUGGAAUCUGAAGGGAAAUGGAACCAAGUGGAAUUUAGACGUCUUUCUCAGGCCGUUCUUGGAGAGGAUGGGGCACUCUCAGUUCACAAGGUCCUUUAA